AGGGCACAGAAAAUUGUUGUCCAACUCUCUUAGCAUCUCCAACACUCUUCUGUCUAAACACUCGAGUGGUUGCCAUGAAAUAUACUGCAAUAAUCUUGGUCCUUCUGCAAUGUUGUCUUGCUUUGAAGGCCAACUCAACGAUCCUGCAUAAGUAUGAGUCGAUCUUCAACUUCGGCGACUCCCUAAGCGACACUGGGAACUACCUCCGAUCCGCGGAGGGAUCUCCAACCGUGCCGAAUUAUCCUUAUGGCAAGACCUUCUUCGGGCAUCCGACUGGUCGUUAUUCUGAUGGACGUCUUAUAAUUGAUUUCAUUGCGGAAGCAGUUGGGUUACCCUAUCUGAAGCCCUAUCUUGAGGUAGUCAACGGCUCGGUCGAUGCUCGCGGUGGAGUUAACUUUGCAGUUGCUGGUGCCAAAGCGCUUGAUCCGACAUUCUUUGAAGCUCGACACAUUCGAACGAUCCCCAUGACAAAUUAUUCUUUAAGCGUUCAGCUACAGUGGUUCAAGAAACUCAAAUCUUCUCUUUGCACAACACAACAAGAUUGCGAUACAUAUUUCAAGAAGUCUUUAUUUCUAGUGGGGGAGAUUGGUGGAAACGACUACAAUCUUGCUUUCGCCCUUGGUGCAACCUUUGAGCAGCUCCGUCCCAUUGUCCCAGAUGUUGUUGGAGCCAUCACCAAUGCAAUCAGCGUAUGGCCCUUUCUUUUCUUGCAAGUGACAUGA
Messenger RNA from Syzygium oleosum, 722 nucleotides. RefSeq names its product GDSL esterase/lipase At5g45910-like. Gene Ontology annotation, molecular function: hydrolase activity, acting on ester bonds. The coding region runs from base 75 to 722 and encodes 215 amino acids. The record is from RefSeq and is a predicted model, not a curated record. The transcript has 3 exons. Lineage: Eukaryota; Viridiplantae; Streptophyta; Magnoliopsida; Myrtales; Myrtaceae.